UUAUACAUAUACCUCGAUGAUAUCUAUAUUUUGUAGUAUUUCAUGUUUAAAAAAAUCAAACUCUCCAUACUUUUUAAGCAAGACGCGAUAUCCCAUAAAUUAAUAAAUAAGAAUAUAUUUAAAUUAACUAUUAUUACAAAACAUCAAAGAUUAUCUAUAUAUACAUAUAUAUCAAUAACUAAAUAUUGUUGUGGAAAUAUUAGACACUUAUCUUAUUCACUAAACAAUAUUUCUCUCUUUUUACUUAAUUGUGAGUAACGUGUUAAUAAUAUUUGCUUAAAUGCGCAUUUAUUACGGGUAGAUAAGAACACCAAAAAGUCUGCCGAAGAGAAUGAAGUGCGAGAUGAUGAAACAGAGAUCAGUCAUCUAUUUGGAUCUGAACAAAUGCACAUACAUCGCUGUCUCAAAUGUGGGCAAGAAGCUACGAAACAUUCCAUCAUGUUACUUUGUAAUUUAGUUUAUCCGGAAAUAGUCAAUCCUUCUGAAGAGGUACCGUUUACAAGUGUUCUUGCCCGCAGUUUAAGACCUGAGAAAAUUACACCCGCAUGGUGUGAUAGUUGCCAGAAAUUUACACCUACUCUCCAGUCACGACAAUUGACUAAACUACCUCAAAUACUGGCCUUAAAUUGCGGCUUAGAUACUCAACAGGAUAAGGCGUUUUGGCAAAAUCAGAUGGACAUCGUAGUGCAAAAUGUGUUAACGGGAAAGGAGAGUAGUCCCAGCUCCAGUCCUGUGCCUGUUACUGCGAAACCCUGUCGAUAUGGCAAUAAUUGUACACGAGUUGGAUGUCGAUUCAGACACGUUGGUCGCGACUCAGAGACGGAGAAAUUAUUAACAUCGCCCUCUACUCCGUCUACCUCGUCUACAUCGACAGUGUCAGUUAUUUCACCCCCUAGUCAUUUGUAUUAUUCGCAUUCCUGGAUACCUCACAACAUAGAGAUCACUCUUGAAGAAAAUGGCAAGAUGUUGGUUAAAAAAGUUAGCGAACCAAAAAACGAAUUGACGAAUAACACGUCCGCACAAACGAGCGUGAUGGAGAACGGCCAAGAUGACAAAACAGUACGAACAGUUUCCGACAACAACGUCGAAGACAAUAAUGACGAAGAUUGUAACAACGUCGAAAAUUGUAAUAUAGUAUCGAACGCGGAAGUAGGCGAGGCGAAAAGUACAAAUUCAGAGAUAUCUAAUAAUACUCAAAAAAUACAAUACGGUCUCAGUGCUGUCGUCUGUUAUAUUGACGACAAGAAUAAUGAGGAACGGAGAAAUAUUGUAACGCUGUUGCGAGUUGGACCAAAUUAUCACGUACGAUCGUCGGGCAACCCUGUAUCGCAGUGGUACAUUUUCAACGAUUUCUGUAUAUCACCGGUAACUCCGCAAGAAGCAGUGUGGUUUAAUCUUGAUUGGAAAGUACCAUGUGUGCUCCAUUACACGGCGAUACCUGCACCCGAACCGGCAUCAUAUGUCAGUCCCCUGACAUAUGAUGUGUUUGGCGAAGAUAAAUGUAUUGCGCGCAGUGGCGGAACCAGAGGCAUUACAUUUACCCCUCUAGCCUCGGAUGAAAUGCCUAAGAAAGGAGAAUUGGUAGGGAUCGAUGCAGAGUUCGUUACUUUAAAUCAAGAAGAAUCCGAGUUGCGGAGCGAUGGAAAAAUGUCGACUAUAAAACCGAGCCAUAUGUCUGUAGCGCGAAUCACUUGUAUACGCGGGCAAGGUCCACUGAAAGGUACACCAUUUAUAGACGAUUACAUAAGCACUCAAGAACAAGUGGUCGAUUAUUUGACAAAAUUUAGCGGGAUCCAACCGGGUGAUUUAGACGCGAACUUUAGUAGCAAACAUCUCACCACUCUGAAAUCUACGUAUCAAAAGUUGAGGUUUUUAGUGGACAAUGGCAUAAUCUUCGUCGGACACGGCCUAAAAAAUGAUUUUAGGGUAAUAAAUAUGGUGGUACCGCCGGAGCAAAUAGUAGAUACGGUUUUAUUAUUUCACUUAUCUCAUCAUCGUAUGGUGUUAUUACGCUUCUUGACAUGGCACUUUUUGGGUAAAAAGAUUCAGUCCGAAACUCACGAUUCGACCAAGGAUGCGCGAGCAGCCUUAGAAUUGUAUCGUAAGUACAAAGAACUGGAAAGCUGUGGCACUUUGAGGGAAACGCUUAAGGAGCUUUACGAAGCGGGCACUCAGUUACAGUGGAAAGUUCCCGAUAGCUGAUAUGAGGAUAACACGUAUAAGGAUAUAGAUGAUCGAAUUAAUAGCGAUAAUGACAAUUAGAUGAUAAUACAAAUGUUCAUGUGUCCAUUGUCCAAUAUCACUGUUUGGAAGGUAACACUCUACAGGUGCUGUUCGCGUUGGUUGAUAAAAAAUGUCGAUAUUUAGUCCAAUUCUGAAGACAGGGUUAUAUAUUCGUGAUCUACAGGGAAAGAUUUAUUGAACGCACACGUAAUAUUAUUAGAGGAAAUUUUAAGGUUGCGUGCACCGUGAUAUCGUGAAACUGAAAGAAUCGCAGAUACCAAAACAUUGAUACUCGUUUAGGAUUCUUUUCGUUUUUACUCGUAUGUUAGAUCAUUGUUACAACCGUUUACUAAAUGUAUGGUGUAUACAUACAUGUACUUUUUAUUCAGCGAUAAUGCGUAAAAUCGCAGAUCAUUAUCCGUCUUAUCGAUAACCCAUUAAAAAGAUUGAAUAAAACGAAACAAAUUAUUGAGCGCGAUUUUAAAUAGAAAUACCAUUUUAAAUACGACGCGAAUUUGUAUAUAUUGUCUAAUAUAACAUUGGCGUUUUGAAGAGUAAUGAUUCCGCAAUGCCCGACGGAUAUCAAUAUUCACUAUAAUUUCUUAUCGUUUGUACUGUAUCCCGUAUGAAAAAGAUAAUGUAUUCCAUUCCGAUCCAUCAAACAAUUGCCGGGUAUAGACGUAAAUAGUACAAUAGCAAUAACUGAAUUACGUAUUCGUAAAUGUACAAUAUUUCAAUGUUUCCUUUUAUACGUAUAUCUCUAGCGUAUAAACUUUUGUACGAUUUUAUAGAGCGGGGUUUCAUGCAAUUUUUUUUUUAUAAGGUAUUUGUUUUAUCUUAUAGUGGGGAGAUACACUGCAAGUUUUCUCGAGCACAUACAUAUACACAUACAUACAUGUAAUCACAAAUUGUUAAACAUCAGUCACAUUUGCAGUUACAUUUAUGACAAUUAUUCAUCGUUCACUCCAAUCCAUUUAUGCGAAGCUCUUGAAACGCGAGAAAAACUAUUAACGAAGGUGGUAGAAUAUUUUACAAACUGACAAUUGUACUCUCAUUAUAGAUUAUUUUUAUACAAAUUUUAUCAACGAAAAUAUGGGAGGGGGGAUACUAUCCAAAUCUAUUACAAAAAAAGACGAGAUUAAUGAAACAUAUAUUUUUUUAUAUCCCGAAUUUUCUUAUAAUUUGUGCACGAUAAGUUAUAGGCUGGUUUCAAUAGAAACAGUCAAUGCGAUCAAUUAAUAUACAGUACAGAGUACAGACAGUACACACGAUGUUGAGAUGGUAAUUAAACGUUUCUUUUACCAAUCGCUCUGUUACAUCAUUGUAAUUUUUCAAUAAAUAGUUGUACAAAUUCA
Messenger RNA from Formica exsecta, 3578 nucleotides. RefSeq names its product PAN2-PAN3 deadenylation complex catalytic subunit PAN2-like. The coding region runs from base 385 to 2202 and encodes 605 amino acids. Gene Ontology annotation, biological process: nuclear-transcribed mRNA poly(A) tail shortening. Gene Ontology annotation, cellular component: P-body; PAN complex. The transcript has 9 exons. Gene Ontology annotation, molecular function: nucleic acid binding. The record is from RefSeq and is a predicted model, not a curated record. Lineage: Eukaryota; Metazoa; Arthropoda; Insecta; Hymenoptera; Formicidae.